AUGCUGGGCUCGGUGGGCCGAGCGUACAGUGUGGCCCUGCUGCUUCGGGGUCGAGAAACAGAGGCACCCCGGCUUGUGCCUCAGCUGCUGCAGAUGCUGUUUGAAGAAGCUCUGCCCCUCAGGGGCUCUGAUGCCGUGCUUAGUACACUUAGCCUGGUGCAGCUCAGCACCAGUGGGAGGAGUCGGGACCUGCUUGCUCCAGGCUCAGAGAACCUGUCAGUGCUGGAUGUGUCCCCUCUGGGCUUGGUGAUAGAAAAUGCCAGUGAAGUGGAGGUGUCUGACUCAAGAGCUGCCUCAGAGCUGUACUUGCAGGCUGCAGGUGGUGAAGACAGAGACUGUCCCUUGCUGCAGGUGUUGGCUGGUAAGGUUGUUGGUGAGGAGGUGGAGGGCUCUCUGCCCUGGAUUGUCUCAUGUCUCCUGGAAGGAAACAACUACAGUGGCCUUCUUCUUCGCCUGGACCCUCAAGGCAGCUCCCUGAGCUUGCUCCAGGCUGCUCUGUUGGGGGCCGCAGAAAGGAGGAUGAAGGUGAGACAGGUGAGGCCCACCCUCUGGGAUGCAGUAGAAGAGGCCCGGGCCUGGCGGGCUGGCCUGAAGAGCCUGCGUUCAGGCCUCCUUGGGGACGCCCUGACAGACAGUGGGCUCGGCCAGCUGGGCAGGGCACUGCGGGAGUUGCAGGUGGUAAAAGCCUGGAGCCAGCGCUCAGGAAGCUGGAUGCUCGAAACAGUCAAAACUGAGGCUAUGGGGCUCCCAGAACCACAGGCCCAGCAGGCCCCGGAUGUGGCCCUGCAGUUCUUCCUGGCUCAGGCCCAGAGGCAGACUCGAGAACAGCACCAAAUUUGGAUCCAAGAGGAACUGAAGCAUUUGCAACAGGAGGAAGAAGUGGUGGCAGGGGUCCACAUCAAAGGCCUGGUGGCUGAAGAGGUUUCCGAGGAGAGGCAGAGGUGGCACCGGGAGUGGACAGGGCUGAGACUCCAGCUGGAGGCCCUUCAGGCAGAACGGGACACUGCGGAGCAGGACCUGACAGCCCUCUAUGACCUGCACGUGCAGGGCCGGGCUUGGACGUCCCAUGUGCUGCAGGUAUUCCGAGCCUGGCGGGGGCUGUGGGAGGAACAGGCCAUGGCCACAGAGCAUCACUAUCAUAGCCUGCUGGCUGGCAUCCUGCAAGACACCAUCAACCUGGCCACGCAGAACCAGGAGCUCCAAGCCCAGAGCCAGCGACUUCAGCAGACUAGGCUGGGCACAGGCAUGCCGGAUCCCCGCCCUGAGGAGAAAUGUGGGGAUCAGGAAUCCUUCAGGGGCAGUCUCCUCUCUCCUCAUUCGUAA
This is a messenger RNA of Globicephala melas (long-finned pilot whale), 1323 nucleotides long. RefSeq lists its product as uncharacterized. The record is from RefSeq and is a predicted model, not a curated record. NCBI's taxonomy places the organism in Eukaryota, Metazoa, Chordata, Mammalia, Artiodactyla, Delphinidae.